This is a messenger RNA of Durotheca rogersii, 1623 nucleotides long. RefSeq names its product NAD(P)-binding protein. The coding region runs from base 1 to 1623 and encodes 540 amino acids. Gene Ontology annotation, molecular function: nucleotide binding. The transcript has a single exon. Lineage: Eukaryota; Fungi; Ascomycota; Sordariomycetes; Xylariales; Xylariaceae. The record is from RefSeq and is a predicted model, not a curated record.
AUGUCCGCGUCUCCGCCGCGCGUCCUCAUCAUCGGCGCCGGCUCGCGCGGCCGCGUCUACGGCCGCUGCACCCUGGAGUCCAGCAACGGCGUCGUCGCCUGCGUCUGCGAGCCCGACGCGUACAAGCGGCGCGAGUACCUCCGCACCUUCGUCCACCCGGGCCCCGGCCCGGCGCCCGAGGGCUCCAGCUUCGCCGACUGGCACGACUUCGUCGCGUGGGAGGCGGGCCGGCGCCGCCGCGCCGCCGCCGGCGAGCCCGUCCCCGAGGGCGUCGACGCCGCCUUCGUCUGCGUCCGCGACGAGAUGCACCACGACGUGGUCCUCGCGCUCGCCCCGCUCGGCCUGCACAUCCUGUGCGAGAAGCCGCUCGCCACCACGCUCGACGACUGCGUGCGCAUGUACCGCGCCCUCGCCCCGCUGCAGGCCACCCGCGUCUUCUCCGUCGGCCACGUGCUGCGCUACUCGCCCCACAACAUCGCCCUGCGCAAGCUGCUGCUCGAGGACCGCGCCGUCGGCGACAUCCUCAGCGUCGUGCACACCGAGCCCGUCGGCUUCUGGCACUUCGCGCACUCCUACGUCCGCGGCAACUGGCGCCGCGAGUCCACCACCGCGCCCUCGCUGCUGACCAAGAGCUGCCACGACAUCGACCUCCUGCUGUGGCUGCUCUGCUCGCCGCCCGAGUCCCCCGGCGCCGCCGCCGCCGCCGCCGCCGCCGAGCCCCCGCACCUGCCCGCCGAGGUCGCCUCCUCCGGGUCGCUCCAGUUCUUCCGCCGCGCCCGCAAGCCCCGCGCCGCCGGCGCCGCCACCAACUGCCUGCGCUGCGCCGCCGAGCCCGACUGCCUGUACUCGAGCCGGCGCGUGUACGAGAGCGCGCGCCACGAGGGGCUCGAGACCGGCAACACGCGCUGGCCGCUGAGCGUGGUGCUGCCGGACAUCGAGAGCUUCGGCGGCGACGUCGAGCGCGCGCGCGCGGCGCUGCUGGCCCGGCUCGCCGAGGACUACGGGCCGGACACGCCGCAGGCCGAGAUCGACGCGCGCAACUGGUUCGGGCGGUGCGUGUUCGAGAGCGACAACGACGUGUGCGACGAGCAGGUGGUGACGAUCCGGUGGGAGGACGACCCGCUACCGGGCGGCGCCGGCGCCGGCAACGAAGGCGGCGGCGGCGGCGACGCGCUCGGCCGCCGCGGCGCCAAGCAGGCCACCUUCCACAUGGUGGCGCAGACGAAGCGCCAGUGCCACCGCUUCACGCACGUGUACGGGACGCGCGGCGAGGUGUACGCGGACUCGCGGACGAUCGCGGUCGAGGACUUCGCCUCGGGCGCGCGCCGCGAGCUCCGCCCCAAGCUCGAGUCGCUCGGCCACGGCGGCGGCGACCACGGCCUCACCCGCCAGUUCGUCCUCGCCGUCGACCGCGUCAAGAACCACGCCUGGCCCGCCCCCCGCGCCCAGCGCGAGCUCGUCGGCUGCUCCCUCGAGGACGUCGUCCGCAGCCACGCCCUCGUCUUCGCCGCCGAGGAGGCCCGCCGCCGCCGCUGCGCCGUCGACUGGCCCGACUGGUGGCGCCGCAACGUCGGCAGCGUCGUCGACGCGGCGGCGGAGGCCGGCCCGCCGGCCGCCGCCUAA